Molecule: messenger RNA, 3177 nt
Organism: Stegastes partitus (bicolor damselfish)
Lineage: Eukaryota; Metazoa; Chordata; Actinopteri; Pomacentridae
Gene: phtf1
Product: putative homeodomain transcription factor 1
Exons: 17
Coding region: 350-2446 (698 amino acids)
Cellular component (GO): endoplasmic reticulum
Source: RefSeq, a predicted model, not a curated record
AAGUACAGAGAGGCUCAAAUAAACGUAUCCGUAAACAGCCUAAAGCGCAAGAACAGAACUUUUGUUAAAAUUUACAGGUUAUUAUUUGCGUCGAAACGCAACAAAAGAGGCAAAGCAAGCAGCAUGCGUAGCUAGCAGUUAGCUCCACUUGACAACGAGACGCUGCGACGCCCCUGAAAUUCAUGACAAAGUAUUAAACGAUCGAUUUGUGAUGGUGUCUAAAUGUUUCUUCCAAUCUGUGCCAAAGCCACCGUGCUAUUUAAAUCAGUGAACAAAUCUGGAUUUGUGCCCAGUCCUCCUCUCUGACCUAUGAAAUGACCUGAUCCGAGUCCACUGGUUCCAGUAUCUAAUGAUAAUGGCCAGAAUAGCCUGGUAUCAAGAGAAGAUCGGGGCCUAUGAUCAACAGGUCUGGGAGAAAUCUCUGGAGAAGGCAGAUCUAAAUGGUUUGGACAGCAAACCAAAGAAGACGGGUCACAUCAAAGCAGACCUCAUCGAUGUUGACUUAGUAAGAGGAUCAACAUUCAGCAAAGCCAAACCAGAGAGUCCAUGGACAGCUCUGACUCGAAAGGGUCUGGUCAGAGUCCUGCUGUUUCCGUUCUUCUUCCAAUGGUGGAUCCAGGUGACCUCCAAGUCCAUCUCCUCAUGUAUCCUCAUGCUCUACUUCAUGCAAGUGGCAGCGGUGGUGCUGUACUUGGAGGUCCCUGGGGCGAGUGCCAGCGAGGUGUUUGGACCCAUGUGUCUGAUGCUGCUGCUGGGCACCGUGCACUGCCAGAUUGUGUCGACCGAGUCCAGCCGGUGGCCCUCAGGCAGUCCAGCUGCCAGCAGCACCACCAGCCCAGCGCGCAGAAGGAGGCCAAGGAAGGGCAGAGGGUUGAAAAAAUCAGAAGAAAAGAAUGACAGCGGGGACACGGAGCUGCAGGGGCCCUGGCAGUUCGAAGAAAGCCAGCGAUUAUACAGAAACGAGGAGAGGAGGAUUGUCUCCCAGAACAAAAGAAAAUCAGGAUUUGGGGCAUCCGAUGAGCUCUCCAGUGAGGAAGAGGAAGGAGUUCAACCACUAGAAGUGAUUCGACCACCACCCCAUCACGACAGACACCCUGAUACAGUUUUGCUGACAGCUGCACCACCAGUGUCUUCUGUUCGGAAGAGACAUCUAAAGAGUAGCCCCAAAUCUACACUGAGACCUCAGGAAGGGAGUGGAGCUUCCGUCAAGGUGAAGCCACGUGAGCUGGAGCGUCUCCGGCCCAGUGUGGGGUCUCGUCCUGCCUCCGACACCGACGACACGAUGUGGGAGGAGCUUCUCCAGGGUUCUGACUCUGGCUCCACUGGCAGCAGUGACAGCGAGGGGAACGGGAGGUACGCUGGUAUGGGCCUCCCACAAACCACCACUCUGAGCAGUGACGACGAAAGCCUACAACAAGGGAUCACCGGAAACCAGCUGUCUUGGCUGCAGGCAUGUCACCCAUCCAAGGACCGUGUCAGUGCCAUAAUAUGGGAGCAGGGGGAGUGUAAGAAAGCAGACAUGUCAGUGUUGGAGAUCAGCGGCAUCAUCCUAACGCGGGUGAAGUUAGUGGAGCAAGGUAUGGGUUACCUUGUGCUCGGCGGGCUCAUGACUGCCACCCUGGCGCUGCUCCCCUUUGCCUUCCGCUUGGCUCAGCAGCUGGACAUGUCGAGCCUCGGCUCUCUGUCACUCACAGAGCUGGCAGAGAUGGCAGUGGGGCCGUGUGAUGCCCAGACGUACGCCUUUCACUUCAUCACAACAGUGCAAAGGGUCUGCCUCACAGGACUGUUCUUCUUCAUGAUGUGUGUGGCCGAGAGGACCUACAAACAGAGGCUCUUAUUUGCCAAGUACUUCAGCCACCUCACUUCAGCUCGCAAGGCCAAGAAAUCUGAGAUCCCUCAUUUCAGGCUGAAAAAAGUGCAAAACAUAAAGAUGUGGCUUUCACUGCGCUCUUUUCUCAGGAGACGAGGGCCGCAGCGCUCCGUUGACGUCAUCGUCUCUACUGUCUUCCUGUUAGCACUUUCCAUUUCAUUCAGCAUUUGUGCCCAGCUUCUGCACAGCCACAAGACAUUCCUAGAGUCUAUGACAAACUGGGAGCUCAUGGUGUGGUGCUCCUCCCUCAUGCUUUUUCUGUUACGGCUGGCAACGCUGGGCUCAGAGACCAACUGCAAAUACAGCAACUCCUCGGUGCUGCUCACUGAGCAGAUCAAUUUGUAUCUGAAGAUGGAGAAAAAGCCUAAUAAGAAAGAAGAACUCAGUAUUGUGAACAACGUUUUGAAACUAGCAACAAAACUGAUGAAGGAGCUGGAUACGCCGUUCAGACUCCUCGGCCUGACGGUGAACCCUCUGAUCUAUAACAUCACCAGAGUUGUCAUCCUGUCUGCCGUGUCUGCUGUGGUCAGUGACGUGCUUGGCUUCAACAUCAGACUGUGGAAAAUCAAGCCUUAACUGUGAAAACAUCAAACUACUAACAGUCCAGACACUGGAGACCAGGAACCCUGUCUGCUGCAGACAGCCUCUCUCUUCUAUUAAAAGUGCACAAACCUACUGACAGUAUAACGCCUUCCAAACGAAGCUUCUAUCUGAGUUUCAUCAGUCGUUUGCAGUCCUGAGAUGCUCCGACAAUCGCUCACGCGGCAUUACUGGCUGCUCAGCUGACCUGGCAUCGCACAUUUUCCAUCCGCCAUGCCACUAACUCCAGUGCCUCACCUCUCUGACCCUUGAAUGUUCCUCUGUAAGUGGUUAAAUAUAGCAGCAAGAUGAGGUCUGACAUAAUUUCAGGCUUCUGCGGCAUCCACAUUUCCAGUGAUGUCUCGUACAGAUGUGUGAGCACCAAGUGUAAAUGAGUUACAUGGAGAUGAUGUAUAUAGUGAGCUCGGUCUUAGUUUCUCAUCAGUAUAGUACAAAUCAAGCAGUGUAAAGCCAGUAAAUCAAAGUUGGAGUGGGCAGAAGGUGUAUUAAAUUACUUUGUAUAGGACUCAACUCAUUUAAGCCUUUUUAUACUAUUUAAGGAGGAACAUUGUGAUUGUUUGUGCUUUAUUUAUUUGGGGUUAUGUUUGAGCGCUUACUUGUUAUGGUACCUGUAAAACAUGACUCUUUGACCACUGUCUGCCUUUUGUAUUGAGGACCAUUGUUGAAAUGUAUAACUAUGCAAAAAAAAAAUAAAAGAAAAAAGAAAA